Messenger RNA from Branchiostoma belcheri (Belcher's lancelet), 2020 nucleotides. RefSeq lists its product as uncharacterized. Gene Ontology annotation, molecular function: N-acetylmuramoyl-L-alanine amidase activity; zinc ion binding. Gene Ontology annotation, biological process: peptidoglycan catabolic process. Lineage: Eukaryota; Metazoa; Chordata; Leptocardii; Amphioxiformes; Branchiostomatidae. Bases 136 to 1518 code for a protein of 460 amino acids. The transcript has 3 exons. The record is from RefSeq and is a predicted model, not a curated record.
GGACGGGUAUAAAAGGGCAGUGCACAAGUCUGGUUUGGAGAAGCUGACUUUGGGGCGCCUAUCUGUGCGGUAGUUUAAACCGCUUGUGCGAUUUGAAAAGUCUUGCCGCAAACAGGGCCAAGGCAACUUUUCACCAUGAGGGUGCUGUACCUCUUAGUCCUUCUUGUCCCAACUUGUGUUCUUGCACAGAGCUUCCUGCAGAGAGCCCUUUCCGACUUGGCCCAAGGCGGGCGGAAGGUUUGUCCAUACUGCCCGUACUGUGCGUACGCCUCGCGGUGCGGCGGUAGAUGCACGCGGCCUGAGUGUGCUGCCUGUGGGUAUCGCUUCCACUGUUCGUCCACGUGCGUGACGCUGUGUCUGCAGCCCGAGACUACCACGCCCCGUUCUACCACUACCACCACAACUACCACCGAGGCUACAACGCCGCCAACAAGCACAACUCAAGAGCCAACAACGACGCUUCCAGUGUCCACUUCCCCCGGGCCUUCCACCAGUCCGAACCCGUCGACUGCGCCUCCGAGUUCCUCCCCCGACCCGUCUGCGUCACCGUCGUCCCCUCCCGACCCGUCGGCUUCCCCGUCGUCGCCACCCGACCCGACCGCCGCAUCACCGACGCCUCCCGACGAAGACUCGGGCUGCGAAGAGCGAGGAGGGUACUGCGAAGAGCGGGACUACUCCUGCCCUGGUCGCUACGUCUUCCACGGCGGUCUUUGCGCCGACCGGCCUGGACGAGUCUGCUGCCUGCCCCACGAGGAGCCCCUGUGCCGAGAGAAGGGCGGCGUCUGCCGGAGCGACGCGCGGUCCUGCCCGAGAGGGUACCACGAGGGAGGCGGAAGCUGUACGGGGCCUAGCAACAAAAACAAGCGAUGCUGUCUACCAGACCCCACCACCCCGGCUGCUACCACCCAGAUGCCGUCCACAACUAAACCUGCAUCUACUCCACCCGCUACUACUACUCCUAAAGCAACGCCUCCUCCGCCUUCAAAAUGCAGUAAACUGAAAAUGGUCAGCCGGGGAGGUUGGGGCGCCAGACCGCCGAAGAAACGCACCUUAUUCGCCAAUCCUCCGAGCAGGGUUGUCAUUCAUCACAGUGACGGUUAUCUAAGACAUCUGUUCAGCUGGAGCUAUUCCAGCGUGGCUGACUACAGGGAAAGAGUACAAGAUAUCCAAGAGGGCCACUUCGACAGAGGUUUCGACGACAUCGGCUACAACUUCCUCAUCGACGGCUUCGGCAACGUGUACGAAGGGCGUGGCUGGGACUACAGUGGCGCUCAUGUCCCGUGCUGUAACAGUUUCGCACUCGGUAUCAACUUCCUCGGCUACUUCGACAGCAGAACGCCCACCGCAGCGGCUCGGGAGGCCGGGGAAAAUCUGAUCGCCUGCGGAGUGGAGAUGGGGAAAAUACGGCAGGGAUACGACCUGAAGUGCCACCUGGACCUUGGGGCGGCCAGUGGAGAUACGGACUGUCCCGGUGCAGCUCUUUGCCGAUACGCUAGGAGGCAUUAUAGUGGUCUAUAGAGUUAAAUGAAUGGUCAUGUGUUGCCAUUUCAAGUUUGACAGUAAUGUGUGUGUGUUGAGGUCAAAAUUCAGUUUGUAUUUGGCCGCGAUAUGUGGUAUUUGUAUUUUUAAGAUUCUGGUACAGGAUAUGUGUUUUGUGCAGGUGUGCAGAUUUGUUUUAAAAUGUAUCAGAGAUCACACUGUCCGCUCAACAUUAACUGUAGUCAACAUUAACAGACGGAUACUACACUAUUUUCUUCAUUCCUAAUUAAUAUUCUCUUACUGUGUGUUGUCUGUGCAUUGUUUUACUUUAAAACGUCUUGCUGUCCUUUGAAUGCAUAUAUGCAGAAAUGAGAUCCAGAUUUAAAAUUACUACUACAUGUACUUCUAGCACGAGAGGGAUAGCUGUCACAUACUCUAUUUCACAAUGAAUUAAUUUUCAGAUUUCAUAAUCAUUAUGCUAGUUGCCUUUUAUUGAAAAAAUUAAGGACAUACUAUUAAAAUGAAACACUCCACAACCCUU